Etheostoma spectabile (orangethroat darter) is the source of this 375-nucleotide messenger RNA. RefSeq names its product leptin-B-like. The record is from RefSeq and is a predicted model, not a curated record. Bases 1 to 375 code for a protein of 124 amino acids. The transcript is spliced from 2 exons. Lineage: Eukaryota; Metazoa; Chordata; Actinopteri; Perciformes; Percidae.
AUGACAAAGAGGAACAUUCCUGCACGAUUUGUGCUAAUUUCCAAGCACCUGACUCAGACAGCUGUGCUCUAUCGUUUAGAACCCAGCACUUCCUCCACUGAGGGACUAACUAGUAUCAGCCAUGACCUAGGACUUUUGGAUAACAAACUGCAGGGUCCUCUCACAGAGCGCCUCAGCCAGAUCCAGGCUGAUGUCUCCAGCUUGGAGGGAAGGGUGCACUCCCUCGCCCUGACAGUGGACUCUCCCAUCCAGGCCAGACCCAGAGGGGAGACCAGGGACAAUGUGUUCCCCGACAGUCACCUUCACCUGACUGACAAGGUUCAGCGCUACUUAGAGAAGUUUCUUUUCCACAGGGACAAACUCAAAGUCUACUGA